GUGUCCAAAGGAGGAGGUCACGCAAGUCGCAUCUGGUUCCCUAUACCCCCUGCCCUACCUCCUCUCCUUCUUCUUCUCCGUCUUCGUGAUUUGUUGGCCCUCCCUCCCAUAAACGCUCCAGACCCGCACUCAAAAGACAAGCUUCUUGCCCCCUGUGGAUGCCCCCGACUGGAAUUCGAAACCACCGUGGAAAGAUGUCGGCCUUACGUGAUAUUGUCAUCUUGGCGGUACUGUUGGCAGUCCUGACAUGCCAGCCUGCUUCUUCGAAACCUCAGCUACGUCAUCAGAGGCAGGCCAAGUUCCAGGGCUGUCUGUCAGAACAGGUCAAAACGCACAACGUCAGAUUUUGCAAACUUGGCGACGAGGAUCCAGACAUCGACAAAGUCCUGAAGAGCAUCCCUAUCAAGUCCCUGUGUCCCGAAGACAAGGCCUACGUGAAGAACAACAGCAGAGGAAGUGGUGACGACCUCAAGCACAAGGACUGCUGCUCUACCUUCUGCAGCGACGACGAGUGGAGACGGUUGCUUUUGAACCGCUUCUUGGCAGUCCUUGGUCGCCAUAUGCAAUAGACUCCUCCUCCUCCUUACUCUGCUGCUGCUACAGGCCUCGCUGGAUCCCUGUUUGUCUUGUCUGUCCCUUGCCAGCCUUGAAAAACUGCCUCUGCAGAGCCUGUUCUGGACUACGAAUCAGGAACUGACUCUACAGAGCUUCUGAACAAACUCGACGAAUUCCGAAGUUUCCUCUACAACUUCUCUGAACAAACUCUACGAAUUCCGGAGCUGCCUCUACAGAGCCUCUGAACUCUGCGGAUACAGACACUGCCUGCACAGAGCCUGUAGACUCAACGAAUCAGGAUAUUCAAUGUUCUGUCCUCGUCGGCUUGGAAAGUUACUUUUGUUUGUCUGCUCAUGUUCGCCUGAUGUGAUACUGUCUUGUAAGUCUUGAAUAUAUUCCUGUAGCUUUUGUAGUUGUG
Macrobrachium nipponense is the source of this 973-nucleotide messenger RNA. RefSeq lists its product as uncharacterized. The record is from RefSeq and is a predicted model, not a curated record. Bases 159 to 569 code for a protein of 136 amino acids. Lineage: Eukaryota; Metazoa; Arthropoda; Malacostraca; Decapoda; Palaemonidae. The transcript has 4 exons.